This is a messenger RNA of Lodderomyces margitis, 714 nucleotides long. RefSeq names its product Nbp2p (gene NBP2). The transcript has a single exon. Bases 1 to 714 code for a protein of 237 amino acids. Gene Ontology annotation, molecular function: protein binding. The record is from RefSeq and is a predicted model, not a curated record. Lineage: Eukaryota; Fungi; Ascomycota; Pichiomycetes; Serinales; Debaryomycetaceae.
AUGAGUCCUAGAUUCCCACCAACUACCAAGAUAAAAGAUUUUGGAUACCCUGAAUCACACCCACUACAUUUCACGGCGUCGAUUAAGCGGUUUCGAAAGACACGAGUAUCUAGUGAUUAUGAGCUACCCGAGGAUGAUGAGGCAACUUCAUCCGAUAACACAUCCACCACAUCUUCUUCGGCUACCUCCGACCGUCGAUCGCGACAUCAUGGAACCUCGAACUACAGGACUUACGACGAAUACGAUUAUGAAGGUGAAUUAGAAGAGGAAGAAGAUGACGAUGACGAGUAUGAAAAAGACGAGAUAAAUUGUGAAGCUCGCGCAAUUUUUGAUUUCCAACCAGAAAAUGACAAUGAAAUUGGUCUAAUCGAAGGCCAAUUGAUAUGGAUCAGUUAUAGACAUGGUCAAGGGUGGCUAGUUGCCGAGGACCCAGAAACAGGUGAAAAUGGACUUGUACCUGAAGAAUAUGUCGAAUUGAUUGGUCUACUAGACAUGAGAAACGAUGUGGAGGAAGAUGUGGCGAAACCGUUUUUACCUGAGAUAUUGCGCAACAAUGAACCAGAGGCAAGUGGAGUACGAGCAGGUUCAGACGACGAAUGGGUAGACACAGAUGAAGAGUCUUCACGGCUGACUGUGGAUACAAUUAACAAACCGGGGAACAAUGAGAAAGUGGAUGAUGCGGUUGGUAAAUCAUUGGAUGAAAUGAAGAUAUGA